CGGGCACUCAAACUUAUCAGCGUCGUCAACGUAAACAAGUUUGGAUUUUAAAUUUUCGACACAUGAAAAUUUCCACAAUCUCAAGACUGAGUUUAAAUUAGUUUUCUUAAUGCAAUAGAAUCAAUGUAGAAUUUAAAAUGUCCUGCUUUUUGUUAGAGGACUUGCCUGAAAUGCACGUAGCCGCAACAGAAGCUGGAUUCAAGCUUAAACUCUACAAAUUUCCUCAGGUUCCAGCCGAUCGGAAGCAAUGGUACACUGCAAUCAAACGCUACAUAAGAAAGGGCCGUCCAUGCCAGCCGCGGGAAUUCGACCAACUGUGCUCCCUGCACUUCAAACCGUCGGAUUUCAUCGGAACGGAUCUAAUCGAGGGUUCGAUUCCGUGCGUAUUUUCUCCUCUCAGCACCGCGGACCUGUGGAAGCUGAAUCGAAAGAGGGCCCAAGCCAGGUGCUGCGUUCCCAGCUGUGAUACGUCCGCCCACUAUAACUUGUACCCGUUUGUUCCGGCACACGACGAAACCGAUGCCAGGUUGGCCAGAAAGCGGUACCAACUGUGGGUGCGGACACUCCAGGUGGCGCCUUGCCGAACCAGGCCGGAAGUGUGGAUUUGUCGGCGACAUUUCGUGUACGGAUUUCCCGCCAAACUGAGCGACUUCCUCGAGGUUGACUGGGUUCCGACGCUGCAUUUGGAGGGAAUUCCUCCGAAUCCCUGUCGGGAGUGCUCGGUUGUUUUGGAGAACCUUCCGGCCCAGCAGGACCGUGAUCGCGCGCCAAAUUUGAACACUCCGUUCUGUCGACUUUGCCUCGAGCAGAACGUCCCACUGCAGUCGAUGUUCCUGGACAGCAGCGCGGGUCAGCGACUGGCCGAAUUGAUAAGGCAGUUCGUGAACAUCACGGUUGACCUGCGGCACGACUCCGACAGCUCCGUUUGCAUCGAGUGUCUGAAGAAGCUGGCCCAAAUGGAGGAAAUGGUUCAGGUCAGAGCGCGCUGGAACGCCAACAAUAAACUGCUGGAACGGCUUCGUGAGAACAACAAUCAGCCGGAAGAAACUGUCAUCAAGGAAGAUUCGCACAUCCAGGAAAUGGACUCACUGCCUGUAGUAUCAAUCCCACUGGACACGCUGUUCAACAGUAUCUUCGACCCACCAAAGGAAGAAACCCUUCCGUACGAAGACUUCAAGGAAGAUCUCGAGCAACACAAUCCUGCCGAAAUUUCACAAGACUGCCUAGUCGUAGACCCGCCCGCUAUCGAAACCGUCGACCUAACCGAAAUCGACGAACGCGAACGCCUUAUCCGGCAGGCCAUGCGCACUCUCCGCAAGCAACUCAAACCACGCAAACGAAAACGCUCCAAAACCAGCCAGAACACAUCAAGCGAACCACCGCGUCGUAAGCCCUGCCGGAACACGCGAAUCGGAUAAAUCAAACACGCUUCAUUCGCAGACAGAUGACACACACACUUUAAUCGUCUAUCGUAAUGACAUCCGGCGAGUCGACGACGUCCUGCUGCUGGUCGGAAGCCGGUCCCGUGACCUCGUACAUUUCGCUGAAGAUGGGAUCCUUUUCGACGAGGACGCGCUCCAGAAUUUCGUGCGGCGAGAGCUUCCUGCCCAGCAGCACAAACUGCCGGCUGCCGUCGGUGUCCUUGCCGAAGCUGCGCGUCUUCAGCUGCAGUUGCAGGGCCAUGCUGUGGUGGAGAGAGAAGAGAAGGAGCGUUUCUUAGUUAUUGGCUUAAAAUGAGUUAAAAGUAGUUGAUUUUGUCGGUUAGAUAUGCGCUGGAUUAGUAAAUACUUGGAAUUAAUGAUAAUUU
This is a messenger RNA of Culex quinquefasciatus (southern house mosquito), 1807 nucleotides long. RefSeq lists its product as uncharacterized. The record is from RefSeq and is a predicted model, not a curated record. NCBI's taxonomy places the organism in Eukaryota, Metazoa, Arthropoda, Insecta, Diptera, Culicidae. Gene Ontology annotation, molecular function: zinc ion binding. Bases 138 to 1418 code for a protein of 426 amino acids. Gene Ontology annotation, cellular component: nucleus. The transcript has 3 exons.